This is a messenger RNA of Talpa occidentalis (Iberian mole), 4376 nucleotides long. RefSeq names its product carcinoembryonic antigen-related cell adhesion molecule 6-like. Lineage: Eukaryota; Metazoa; Chordata; Mammalia; Eulipotyphla; Talpidae. The record is from RefSeq and is a predicted model, not a curated record. Gene Ontology annotation, molecular function: protein tyrosine kinase binding. Gene Ontology annotation, cellular component: plasma membrane; cell surface. The transcript has 11 exons. Bases 471 to 1826 code for a protein of 451 amino acids. Gene Ontology annotation, biological process: signal transduction; regulation of immune system process.
CUCCUCCUGGGACAGUGAUGAGUGGCACCUGCAGAGCACAGGUUCCUGAGCAAAUAGGUGUCAUCACUGACUUAAAACAAACUGAGUCUGAGUGUUUAUGAUGUGACAGUGGACAGCCUCGCUAUGGAAAGGGGGCUUCACGGGCCAGGAUGGUCAGCAUCACCUGAUCCUCCUAGUCUCUGUCCCUCCUCAUUUGCUGGGUCAGGAGCUGCAUUUUUCCGGUAUCUGCAGCCCCUCCCUGUGCACAGGCUGGGGGGAGAAGCGCCCACCCCAAUCAUGGGGUUACUGUUCCCUGGGCAACUGCUAAAGCAGCAUUUCUAAGGUGUCACCUUGGCAUUUGAGAGCUCCUGGCCCAGGUCUGCACAGGAGGAGGCCCCUCAGGGCUGACACUCAGGAGCAGCCGUCCUUGGGAGCCUCUCUGAAGCCCCAGCUCUUCUCUCAGAGGGAGCACAGAGCAGGCAGUAGACACCAUGGAGGCCCCCUCAGCCCAUGGACGCAGAGGCCGAGGCCCCUGGCAGGGGCUCCUGCUGGCAGCCUCAUUCUUAACAUUCGAUGUCCCGCACAUCACUGCGAAGCCUACUGUUGAAUCAGAGCCUCUCGAUGCUGCUGAGGGGCAGGAUGUGAUUCUGCGUGUCCGCAAUCUGCCAGAGCGUUUUGGAAUCUAUUCCUGGUACAAAGGAGGAAAGGUGGAUGGCAGUCAACGUAUUGCAUCAUACAAUGUAGCCACGGAAGAGGUUUUAAAUGGGCCUGCACACAACGGUCGAGAGAUCAUGCACCCCAAUAUAUCCCUGCUGUUCCAGAACGUCACCCAGAAUGACACAGGAGACUACACCCUAAGAUACACAAAUAGAAGUCACGUUAUGAAAGAAAUAACCGGACAGCUCUGCAUAUACUUGUUACCCAAACCCCACAUCACAAGCAACAACUCGGACCCCGUGGAGCACGAGGACACCGUGGUGUUAACAUGUGGACCUGAGACUCCGGACACAACCUUCCUGUGGUCCAUCAACAGCCAGAGCCUCCCGAACAGCAACAGGCUGCAGCUGUCCAAGGACAACCGGACCCUCAUGCUACUCCGUGUCACCAGGACUGACACGGGGCCCUAUGUGUGUGAGACCCGGAACCCAUUGUGUGCCCGCCGCAGCGACCCUCUCAGCCUGAAUAUUCUCUAUGGCCCGGACACCCCCAUCAUUUUCCCCCCACAACCUUACUACACUCCGGGGGCAGCGCUCAGCCUCUCCUGCCAUGCAGCCUCUAACCCGCCCGCACAGUAUUACUGGCUGAUCAAUGGGAGGCCCCAGAAUUCCACACACGAGCUCUUUAUCCCCAACAUCACUGAGAGUGACAGUGGAUCCUACACCUGCCUGGCCCACAACAACGCCACUGGCCUCAACAGUGCCGUAGUCAAGAAUAUCAUGGUCUCUGCAGAAGGAGACACCACAGGCCUCUCUGCAGGGGUCAUCGCAGCCAUCGUCAUCGGGGUUGUGCUGGCAGCCGCCCUGGGGUGUGUCCUGGUUUGCAGAAGGUCUGGCAGGAGUUACUGCACCCCGACACAGACAGAUCUGAGGGUGUCCUGGCCAGGUCACACACAGGGGGCAGAAGAGCCUGGAAAGACAGGCGACAAGCACAGCCUCCCAGAGCGCCGGCCCCCAGCACCCACCCCUGGCUCUGCUCCCUCAGGCUGCUCCGCCUCCUCGGCCCCCCAACUUGACAUCAAGCCAGAUGUUCCCAUCUAUGAGGUAUGUGCAGAGCCUCCAGCAGCGCAGACUGACUGGACCUGGGAACGCCACAGAGAGCAGGACACGCCUGGUCCCUGCACCUGCUAAAAAGUCAUGCAGCUAAGCGUUAACGAGAAUGGAGACAAGGGCCGGGAAGGACAGUGGCCGGUGCUUCCCAUUCCACAGUGGGUGUCAGCUGUUCUGGGGAUCACGGAGAAUGCCCUGAGAGGUGUGGGUUGAUCCUAACAGGUGAGUGUAUGUCAACUCUAUAGGGCAAGGCAGGAGGGGGGCGCUGCCUGAAGGACAGGCCACCAGGGGCAGACGCCUGACCGGGGUUGGGGCUGAGUCCACUGUGGAGAGUGGACAGCGAGGCGGCCUGUGGCUGAGGAGACGUGGGCGUCAGGCCCCGGCACGUGGACCAGGCAGUGGCGUCAGCGUGGCGCUGUCGCCGCCUUGUGGACACGGACGGAAUUGCAGAAGCUCUGAUCUCUGCUGCUCACUUUUUUUUUUUUUUAUCAUCUAAAACAACUUGUUUAUUAGGAAAAGCAGAAGGAAAAACAGACCCCUGCACAGUCACAAGCGGGCAGCACAACUGCUGCUCCGACUCAUUAUUCAAACAAUCAGUGGACAUUGUCCAUGGUUCACACAUCCGGCAGAUGCUCCAUCAUGUCCAGCUCAUGAGUCCCUGCUCCCCAUAAUCUCCUCCCUGCCCCACAAUGAGAUGUCACCCUCUCAGAUUGCAGGCAGGUGUAUCAUAUCUCCAGUCAUUGAGCCCCUGGGAACGUGUCCUACCUGGGACCUGAGUGUGAGGGCUGAUUGGACAUUCACUGAGUUAUAGGUGGAAAGAUUUAGGAAGGAGCUGUCAAAGACAUGCCAUCAGGGACAGAUGCCUGACCUGAUGGCUGAGAGUCCAGUGUGGGGGGUGGACAGCGAGGAGGACAGUUGAGGUGCUGUGAGAAGCAGACCCCUGGGAUGUGGACCAGGCUGAGUGGGGUCUGCAGCCCUGGGGAGGCUGCAGGUGCGUAGUGACUCUCGCUGUCUUGUGGACAUGGGCAGAAUUGCAGAAGCUCUGAUCUUUCAAUUAAAAAAGAAACAUUUACAAUAAACUUGUUUAUUAGGAAAAGGAGAUAGAAAUGAGAGGCCCCUGCACAGUCACACAUGAGUGGCAUGGCUGCUGCUCCGUCUCCUUAUUCAAACAAUCAGUGGACAUUUCCGGUGGGUCACAUCCUGCUGAUGCUCCAUCAUCAUGAGUUCCUGAUCCUCAUAACCACCUUCCUCCCCCCCUCCCCAGUGAGCUGUCACUGCUCAGACUGCAGGAAUGGAUGUCAGCGUGUGUCCAGUCAUUGAGCUCCUGUGAAUGUGUUCUCUAAGGGAUCUGAAUAUUAGGGCGUAUUGGACAUUCUCAGUUACAGGUGGAAGGCUUUAGGGGAGAGCUGCCUGACACCGACGGGCCAACAGGGCAGACGCCUGACCCAAAAAGGGGCUAAGGGUCCAGUGUGGGGACUGGACAGCGUGGACGCCUGUGGCUGAGGUGCCUUGGACGCCAGACUCCUGAGUUGUGGACCAGGCUGAAGUGGGGUUAGCAGCCCUGGGGAAGCUGCAGGUGUAGUGGCUCUGUCGCCAUCUUGUGGACACGGCGGGAACUGCAGGCUCUGCAGCAGUUCUGAUCUGCGUGAGAGGGUUUGUUUUUAAUUAUUUUAUUUACUUAUGCAUACAAAAGCUGGGGUCUAGGCCAACCAGAGGUGCGGGAGUGGGAGCAGAGCAGGUGAAUCUACUGAAAUGCACUGCUGAGGAGAGCAGCGGGCAAGACAGGAGAGGAGAGGUCUGCUGUGCCAUGUGGGGGCAUGCAGCUCAGGCUGCAGUGGCUGCUGAUGGCUUGAUAGCGCUGAGAAUUUAACCCCUCCGCCACCAGGGAGGCCCUGUUUUUAAGAUGUUAAAAGAACUUGUUUAUUAGGAAAAGGAGAAGGAAAAAGAGAGUUACCUGCGUCGUCACGAGGGCACGGCACAGCUGCUGCUCCGCCUCAUUUUUCUGACGAUCUGUGGACAUUGUCCAUGGGUCACACACUCCGCAGAUGCGCCACCAUGCUUCUGCUCACGAGUCCCUGCUCCCUAUAAUCUCCUCCCUCCCCCACAUGAGCUGCCACUGCUCAGACUGCAGGAAUGGAUGUCAGCGUGUGUCCAUCACUGAACCCCUCUUCUGCCAGGGACCUAUCAGGGCUGAUUGGAAGGAAAUUCACUGAGAUAUAAAUGGAAGUGUUAGGAGUGAAUGGCAAGGACGGGCCGUCAGGGAAGGUUCCUGGCCCGAUGAGGGGCCGAGAGUCCAGUGUGGGGAGUGGACAGCAAGGAGUCUUGUGGCCGAGGUGUUCUGAGGGUCAGACCCCUGGGACGUGGACCGGGCUGAGUCCUGGGGAGGCCGCAGGUGCGUCGUGGCUCUGUCGCCGUCUUGUGGACACGGGAGGAAUUGCAGCAGCUCUGAUCUCUGCUGUAUUUUGUUAAAAUUUACAGGAACUUGUUUAUUAGGAAAAGGAGAAAGAAAAGAGGCCCCUGCACAGUCACAAGCGGCGCAGCUGCUGCUCCGUCUCUUUAUUCAAACAAUCAGUGGACACUUCCCGUGGGUCACACGUCCUGUAAAUGCUCCGUCGAGUUCGUGAACCUCUA